Plodia interpunctella (Indianmeal moth) is the source of this 1766-nucleotide messenger RNA. RefSeq names its product proton-coupled amino acid transporter-like protein CG1139. Gene Ontology annotation, molecular function: L-amino acid transmembrane transporter activity. The transcript is spliced from 10 exons. The record is from RefSeq and is a predicted model, not a curated record. Lineage: Eukaryota; Metazoa; Arthropoda; Insecta; Lepidoptera; Pyralidae. Gene Ontology annotation, biological process: amino acid transmembrane transport. Bases 277 to 1737 code for a protein of 486 amino acids.
GAAACACUUGUCAUACCAUUUAUUUUCAAUCGUCUAUAAAAUAAUAGGAUUCGACUUCAAUGAAACUAAUUUCAAUUUUAUAAUUUUAUCCAUCGAUAUUUUCCUCGUAUUUGACACAUAUCAAGAAAAUAAUUAUAAUACCGAUGGCAGUCUUAGUAGUAUAUUUGGGAUAUGUUUAAAAUUUUGGAUAUCUAAAAUAUUUUACAUGUAUUGAAAAGAGAAAUUAACUCAUAUACUUACGUAUCUUCUGCCUAAAUUUAAUAUUACAUAAACAAAAUGGCGGCCUUUGAAGGUGUAAGCAAAAUAAUAGUGAAGACACUUGGAAGUACAAUGAAUUUUGUAGACAUAAGAAAGGUAACAUUGCCGGAGAAACCUAUUUCAAGACCGCCAAGCAGCAGAGGCUCUCAAAUGAUUAUACCUGAGGACGAAAAAACCCCAUUUAACCCACGCCAUCACAGAGACCCUAAAAAGCCAAUCAGUCCACGAAUGGCUUAUUUCAACUUGCUGAGGACAUGUUUCGGCGCAGGCGCUUUAGGCCUGCCGUUAGCAGUAAGCCAGGCAGGCAUGGUUCUCGGAAUAAUCAUAUGCAUAUGUAUAGGACUCCUAAUCAUCCACACACAUAAAAUGCUGCUAGAAUGUCUCAACGAAAUUAGUCGACAACUCAAGAUACCCUACAUAUCCUAUCGUUAUGGCUUCCGAGUAGCGCUUCUUCAUGGUCCUCCUAUACUGAAGUGCCUCGGUGAAUAUGGGCCGUGCAUUAUAGCUACCUUUAUGAUAAUGAGUCAACUUGGGAUAUGCUCAGUCUUUGUGAUAUUCACCGCUGAUAGCUUAAAAGAUAUAAUGGAUUGGCAAAGUAUAAAUUCAUCACUAUUGACUUUGUUAUUGCCUUAUUUAUUACUCGAAUUCUCAAUGAAGAACUUGAGUAUAAUAAGUCACGUGUCUAUGGCCGGAAAUAUUUUGGCAUUAGUAGGCAUACUACUAAUAUUCUAUCACAUAUUUGCUGAUCCACAUGGAGAAAAUUUUGUCGUGAACACCAACCCUCUAUCCAUUUUGUUCUCUAUUGGAACAUUCUUCUUCAAUAUGUCAGCUGUAGGAGUGGUACUAUCCAUGGACAAGAAUCUUCUUAAUCCCGAAGUGAUGGUGAGCCGUUAUGGAGCUAUCAAUGUAGGAGGGGCUGUUGCCGUUGUUGUCUGCACCAUCUUCGGCGCCCUGGGUUACUGGUCCUUUGGCACAAUGGAAGAGAAUAUUCUACGAUCCUUGCCAUAUGACGAUUACUCAGCAAUGACUGCCAUAGGUCUUUACCUCAUAGCAGUAGGAUUCACUUACCCACUCCAAUGUUUCCCUGGAGUCCAGAUCAUGGUUGAGGUGAUCAAAAACUACGACUUUAGUGAACCAAUAUCUGAAGAAACCCUUAAAAUCUUUGAAUACAUUGCUAGACCAAUGUUUGUAGUAAUGACAUUUUUCAUCUCCUACUCCAUACCGUUUCAAGGACCGUUUGUGGCAUUCGUUGGAAAUCUUUGCACCACACUAUUAUCGGUUGUAUUCCCCGCUACCAUGGAGCUCUGCCUCUUGUACCCAGAGAAUUACGGCAAAUAUCGUAUCUACUUCUUUAAGAACCUCAUUCUGAUCAUCUUUGGGCUGAUUUCUUGGGCUUUUGGGGUGGCAUUUAGCAUUUAUAUCAUAUAUGUCCGACUUUUGUCUGCGGAAUCUAAUGAAUACAUUCAUGACUUUAUUUGAUGUAUUAAAUUACAAAAACCUUGCUUUUA